UUCUUCACACAUUCCCAGGGCAUUGUGAUACAAGCGUGCCAGAGACAACCUCCUGCUUCCUUGAUUACAAAGGAAAAUACAAGAAUCUGUUAUGGUUAGCCUCAUUGGCGUGUGUGCGAUUUUCAGGCAACAUGAGUCCCAAAUUAUUUGUGCUCUUCAUCUUGGCUGCUGUAGGAAAACGAGGAUCUGCAGCAAGGCCUGUGUUGAAAUUCAGUCCAAACUAUAAUCCGAUCUUCUCAGGAGAGAAAAUGAAAAUGACCUGUGAUUCCCAGCCUAAGGAGACGGAAUAUUCCUGGCUCUUUAACAAUGCUAUUAUAUCUAAGGGGGAUCUAUAUGAAAUUCCAAGUGCUAACAUCAUGCAGAGUGGAAAUUACCAGUGUCAGACCAAAGAUGGUAGCAAAAGUGAGAUGGUCGCACUGAAUGUGACUGAAGGCCAGUUGAUCCUGCAGACAGCACCCUAUAUUCACGAAGGUGAUCGCUUGAUGCUGAGAUGUCACCACAAUCCCGGAAUGACCGGAACAAUGAGUAUAUUUUACAAAAAUAAAGCCGAAUUAAGAGGUUGGAAUGAUGAUGCUCUGUUUACGGAGCCAGGCAUUACCAUGAAUGCAUCUGGUUCGUACAGCUGUAUAAAAAAGUUAUCUUGGGAUUCCAGGAGCUCUCAGUCCACCGCGUCUGCUACCAUAAAAGUCAAAGAACUGUUCACAGUCCCUGUAAUCAGCAUGUUCCCAAAUCCACCAAAAGGAGGCGAUAAAGUGAGUCUAAAAUGUCAGGCAACUGUCUCGACAUAUAAACCGAAAACAGAACUGUGGUAUGCUUUCUACAAAGAUGGAGAGAACAUUCAGAUAUUUAGCCCAGCUAAUCAAUGUGGAAUUCCAUCCGAAAAACUCAAGCCUUCGGGGAAAUAUUCCUGUGCUGUGACACCUAAAUUAAGCAGUGUGACAAAGAAAAGCCAAGCAAUAUAUCUAAAAAGUUCUAAGGCAGCGCUUACACAGAACAUUGUUGGGUUGGCACUAUAUGAGUGUAUACUGAUAAUGUCUUUCAUGUUCAUCUUUAUCACAUAACUCUAUUAACAAACAAACCAUAAAGAACAAUGUAAAAAAUACAUUUAUUAAACACCUAAUAUACAAAAAGAAAAUUAAGUAGAGCUUUUUUUAAAUAACAUUUUGCCAUAUAUAAUUUUUUUUUUUAACUGCAUGAAUUCGUUGUACUAAAGUGAUUAAACCUAAACCAUUAUUUUUAUGAUUUUUUUUUUGUGAUAGUUUUCCUUUAUAUUUCUGUAAGUGAAGAUUCCACCUGUCCAUAAAUACCAUAAAAACCGAUGCCUUAUUACUUACUGGAUCGUCUUGAUUGUUGGAUCUGCUCAGUACAGGUCGAUGACAUCAUCAUAGAUCGCUCAUCCUCCAAUUUACCUCCCAUAUUGCUGCUGCCUUUCCAUAUUAUGUAUUCUGUAAAUUUUACAUUUGUACAAUUAAAGCCCUCCGGGCAAAUAUAAAAACCUG
Molecule: messenger RNA, 1499 nt
Organism: Rana temporaria (common frog)
Lineage: Eukaryota; Metazoa; Chordata; Amphibia; Anura; Ranidae
Product: Fc receptor-like protein 5
Exons: 6
Coding region: 132-1061 (309 amino acids)
Biological process (GO): cell surface receptor signaling pathway
Molecular function (GO): transmembrane signaling receptor activity
Source: RefSeq, a predicted model, not a curated record